Messenger RNA from Engraulis encrasicolus (European anchovy), 1384 nucleotides. It is a transcript of the gene pdrg1, whose product is annotated as p53 and DNA-damage regulated 1. The coding region runs from base 49 to 447 and encodes 132 amino acids. The record is from RefSeq and is a predicted model, not a curated record. The transcript has 5 exons. NCBI's taxonomy places the organism in Eukaryota, Metazoa, Chordata, Actinopteri, Clupeiformes, Engraulidae.
UCCAGAAGGGGGACUUAUUUUCAUAGCAGAAGUCCUAGGCAGAGCAUUAUGGACGCCAGCGCGGAGCGUGUUUUGGAAUAUCUUACAGAGGUGGAAGAAGCUGCUGAAGAUGUUCUCUCAGACAAACAACAGAUAGUAGACCUCGACAAGAGAAGAAACUCGAACAGAGAGGCACUCAAUGCCCUACGAAAACACAUGUCCGGGGAGGACAAAGCGAAAGUUUGUUUGGGCAACAUGAUUAUUAGAUUUCCAAAAGAUAAAACCAUCCAGAUGAUUGAAAGAGACCAAGAGCAGCUUGAUAAGGAGAUCUGUGAUCUCCGCAACCGACUGAAAGACAAGGUGAACCGACUCCAGGAGCUGCAAGGGAAACCUGAACUGGAAGGCUACAACCUCUGCCCUCUCUCCAAUGAGGAAAUGAAGGCAAUAAGCAGCAUCCUGAGGACGUGACCCCCCCCCCCCCUUUACACACACACACACACACACACACACACACACACACACACACACACACACACACACACACACACACAUAUGUGUACACACACACACACAGGGAUCGGACUGCUUGUUCAGGGUGCGCUCCAUCAUGGGUAGCGGGGGCGAGCUAGUGAGCGGGUGGGUGGGUGCUUACCUAUACGGGUGGCAUGGGAACCUGAGACUGUCAUCACAAGCCUGUAAUCUCCCCCAGCGGGAGAGACAUGACUUCAGAUUGCCACCGUCUCGUCUCCCGCUGAACUCCUUGCCUUGCCGCUCCAUCAUGGAGUGGUGCAAGUAGCAAAAAAUAAAAUAAAAGUUGAAAUUCAAUAUUAUAUUCAGGUACACUGAAGGAGUCCCAUUACUCUCAAGGCUAAAAAUGGGAAGUCUUAAACCUUUGUUAGACAGGCCGCACCCUCCUAGUGACUCAACACCUUCAGUGUUACUUCUAAUCUGGCCAGGAGCAAUACAAAUAUAGUUUCUAAGCUCCAGAAAAAUCGGGAACUUUUCCCACUUUGUCGGGAAGCAAACAAACAGUAGCAACCCAAGGGAGGCGGUGAACCAUGCCGUUGUUAAUUGUUAUGCUCUUGGUCAGACCAAGUCGUGAAGAGAUUUGAAAGUCGAUGAUAAUCAGGCUACAACUUUGUGCUCUUCUUUAAAAUACUUACUGUUUUGCUUUUCUGUUGAUGUCUUGUGUUGAUACUGCAAAUGGGUUACAGUUGUGAUUCAGAUUAUGGCGCUGUUCAACCCAGGCCUUCUGCACUGAGACUUGUAUCAAACCUUGUCAAAUAACAAUGUAAGUUAUGAGUGAGUUGAUUGGAUGUUCGUACUUAUGUCCUGUUGCCUUUGAAUUGUUCAGUGUGCCGUGAUGACCAAUGUCAAUGUAAAUAAAAUGCCUAUCUGCAUUACA